This is a messenger RNA of Engraulis encrasicolus (European anchovy), 5367 nucleotides long. RefSeq names its product acetoacetyl-CoA synthetase (gene aacs). NCBI's taxonomy places the organism in Eukaryota, Metazoa, Chordata, Actinopteri, Clupeiformes, Engraulidae. The transcript is spliced from 18 exons. Gene Ontology annotation, biological process: positive regulation of insulin secretion; lipid metabolic process. The record is from RefSeq and is a predicted model, not a curated record. The coding region runs from base 139 to 2160 and encodes 673 amino acids. Gene Ontology annotation, molecular function: acetoacetate-CoA ligase activity.
UCGAACAUGACAGAGUGCAUGACGCUGUAGCCUUCUGUCCCACUGAACACGUCCGAGCUCUUCAUAACGUUGUCCCCUUGUGUCUACCCUUUACGUUUUUAAGGACAUUCAGUGUCGUCUGGUGCGAAAGUGUCCGCAAUGCCUAAAGACAUCGACGGGAAGAGCAUGGAAAUCAUGGAGUCCAAGGUGCUGUGGUACCCAGACUCCAAGAAGAACACACAGAUGGAUCGGUUUAGGUCUCAGGUGAAUCGAGAUUUCGGACUUAAUCUGGCCAACUAUGACGACCUGUACCAGUGGUCCACCCAGAACUACUCCGAUUUCUGGGGAGAGGUCUGGAGAUUCUGUGGAGUGGUCAGCUCAAGGAAGUACGACGAGGUUGUCGACGUGUCGAAAACGAUAUCAGAAGUCCCAGAGUGGUUCAAAGGCAGUCGUCUGAAUUAUGCUGAGAACCUCCUCAAGCACAAGGACCAGGACAAAGUGGCUCUCUACGCCACUACGGAGGCGAGUGAAGAGAUCACCAAGGUGACGUAUGGGGAGCUGAGGCGUCAAGUGGCGCUGUUCGCCACCGCCAUGAGGAGGAUGGGCGUGCAGACGGGAGACCGGGUCGCGGGUUACCUGCCCAAUGGUGUCCAUGCAGUGGAGGCCAUGCUAGCAGCAGCCAGUAUAGGAGCCAUCUGGAGUUCCACGUCUGUAGACUUCGGAGUCAAUGGCGUCCUGGACCGCUUCUCUCAGAUCCAGCCCAAGCUCAUCUUCUCAGUGCCAGCCGUCAGGUACAACAGCAAAAUCCACGACCACAUGGACAAGCUGGUCAGCGUAGUCAAAGGGCUCCCAGAUCUGGAGAAGGUGGUGAUUAUUCCUUAUGUCCGCUCCAGACAAGACAUCGACCUAUCCAGAAUCCCAAAUAGUGUAUUUCUAGAGGACUUCUUGGCUACGGGUAUGGAGGGUGACCACCCCCCUCAGCUGGAGUUUGAGCAGCUGCCCUUCAACCACCCCAUGUUCAUCAUGUACUCCUCAGGGACCACAGGGGCACCCAAAUGCAUGGUGCACUCCGCAGGGGGGACCCUCAUUCAGCACUUGAAGGAGCACAUACUUCACGGCAACAUGACCAGCAGUGAUGUCAUCAUCUACUACACCACGACGGGCUGGAUGAUGUGGAACUGGCUGGUGUCGUCUCUGGCGGUGGGGGCCUCCGUGGUGUUGUACGACGGCUCACCUCUCGUGCCCACCCCCAACGUGCUCUGGGACCUGGUGGACGAGCUCGGGAUCACGAUAUUUGGGACGGGAGCAAAGUGGCUGUCCGUUCUAGAGGAACGCAACCUAAAACCAGCCAACACCCACAACCUGCAGUCUCUCCACACCAUCUUGUCCACUGGCUCCCCUCUGAAGCCCCAGAGCUAUGACUACGUCUACCGCAGCAUCAAGAGCAACGUGCUGCUCGGAUCCAUAUCAGGUGGCACUGACAUCAUCUCGUGCUUCAUGGGCCAGAACGUGGCGUUGCCCGUCCACCGCGGGGAGAUCCAGGCCAGGAACCUGGGCAUGGCCAUCGAGGCCUGGAGCCUGGAAGGGACGCCGGUGUGGGGGGAGAGUGGGGAGCUGGUCUGCCUGAAGCCCAUCCCCUGCCAGCCAACACACUUCUGGAACGACGAGGGCGGCAUCAAAUACCACAAAGCCUACUUCUCCUCUUAUCCCGGUGUUUGGGCUCACGGCGACUACUGCAAGAUCAAUCCAAAGACGGGCGGCAUAGUCAUGCUGGGAAGAAGUGACGGAACUUUAAAUCCCAACGGUGUCCGAUUUGGGAGCGCAGAGAUUUAUAACAUUGUGGAAGCCUUCGAGGAGGUGUCCGACAGCUUAUGCGUUCCCCAGUACAACAACGACGGCGAGGAGCGCGUCAUCCUGUUCCUCAAGAUGGCUCCCAACAGGCCCUUCAGCGAGGAGCUGGUGCAGAGGAUCCGUGUGGCCAUCAGGAGCGCGCUCACCGCACGCCACGUGCCCGCCCUGCUGCUCGAGACCAGCGACAUUCCGUACACCAUCAGCGGUAAGAAGGUGGAGGUGGCCGUGAAGCAGGUGAUCGCGGGGAAAGACGUGACCCAGCGCGGUGCCUUCUCCAACCCUGACUCUCUGGACCUCUUCAAGAACCUGCCGCAGCUGCAGAACUUCUAAAGACUCGACCCACCCAUGUCCACAUAGUACAUACAGUUCAUUACAUUACAUAUAGUAUAUGUGUCCUUGAAACGGGAACCAAGAGAUAUAAGGCGAAAAGAGAACCUCGCAAAAACUGACUAGUGAAGUUGCUGUUUUUGUUUUGUUUUUGUUUUUUAUUGUUAUUAUUAUUAAUUAAUGUUAUUACUAUGUUUAUUUUUUUUAACUUGCUGCAAAAAUACCUGUCCGCCUUGUUCAGGGGGGCAUGCUGGGAGUUUUGACGUUUUCAUGGUACAAUUUUAUUCCCAGAAGUCCCUUUCAUCUUCAUCCUCAUCUUCAUCUCUCUCUCUCUCCAGAGGCUGUGUAGCUAUCCUACAGGAUUAGUGGCCAAUAGCCCAUAAACUUUUACCCCAGGUGGAAUAUUAUGGUAUCAUUUAUCUGCCAAUACAGUGUACACACAGACACACAACACAAAACUCACCCACAUUGGUGGGGUAUCCCAUAUCAGCUAUACCGCUCUGUGCAACACACACACACACACACACACACACACACACACACACACACACACACACACACACACACACUCUCUCUCUCUCUCUCUCUCUCUAAAACACUAAACUCCCCUUUUAUUGAAGUCUAUUUUUAUCCCCCAAAGUUGAGUUUUCCUUUUCCUUCCACAGUUGCCUCUCUCAGACUCUGGUGAGUUUUAACGUGGUUUGGGAAGGGGGGAAUGGAAUGGAGGAUUGGGUUUCGGUUUUAGUGGGUUGGGGCUCCAUCUCAGGAGUGCGCGGCUGGGUUGUUACUGUCUCAGCUGGCAUGCAGAGUUUUCUACAGCCCUGUGAGGGACCCAUACAUUAAAGCCUCUGAUGGGCAACUAGACGCCUACUGCUGUACCUGGGAGAGUGUGGAGAGUUAUGCUUGCAUCAUAUAAAUGUUGAAAUACAGAACGAGGGCUUGGUCUGGGUUUCUCUCUCUGUAUCUUUCUCUCUCUCUCUCUCUCUCUCUCUCUCUCUCUCUCUCUCUCUCUCUCUCUCUCUCUCUCUCUCUCUCUCUCUCUCUCUCUCUCUUUUUCACCUGCUCUUACUCUUUCUCGCUCUGUUUCUCUAGUAUGCUCUCCCUAUCUCUUGCUCUCUCUCUCUACCUCUUUCCCUCUAUCUCUCUUUACCGGUCUCUGUCAACUUUUGUGUGUGCUGGCGUGCGUGGUUGUGCGGGUCCGCGUAUUCGUAUUCGUUUGAGCAGAGACAGUUCUCCUUACACUCAGGAGCUUCAAUACGAGAUUCCUCAUAGGAGAUCUUUGUUUUCAUCCCGUGUCAGUGUAACGAAGAAGAAAAAUGAAAAAUGUUGCAAUCAAACACACAGCGUAAUCAUGUUGAGUUCAAUUAAGAAGCCUAAAAUGUUUGGCGAUACACUUUAAGGUGUGCGUAGGACUGGUGCUGUGUGGGGAGGGGUUUUAUAUGUCGGAGGCUUUCCCAGUCCGCGUCCCGUCUCCAGUUUCCCUGUCUGGUGUCUCUUUGAGCAGCCUCUGCCAAAUCGUGAAGCGCUGUCUGAUUUUCUUCCUUCCUCUCAUAUAUAUAUUUUUUACACUAACACACAUUAGAUUUGAAACUUAAUGAGUUCCCUUGAGCUAUUUGUUUGGUUUUUCUCUUUUUCUUUUGUUCUGUAAAUAUAUUGUGGACCAGGCCCAAACCUCAUCUAUCUGCAGGGGAUAUGAAAAAAAAUAAAAAAAAAUAGAUAAUAGCUCACUGUUGGUUUCAUCAGAGGAGGGACCACUUUGUUUACAGACUUGAAGUGGACAUAUAAAAAAGGGACUUGAUGUUUUUUAUAUAAUAUAUUAUAUUAUAAUAUGCAGUCAGUGUACUUUUUAGUCGCCUCUUGCAGUGAAAAUCCAUCAGAAUGUGUUUGUAGGCCGUUGUCAUUCGGUUGGCCGUAACGCCUAACCUGCUAAACCAAGCGCAUUAUUUCCUGAUUAUAGUCAUCAAAGCAUGUUACUUGGUGCUCCAGUAUGCUAGACUUUAUGGCUUUCCUGCCAUGUAUUGCUGUUCUCGUCUCAUAGUGUACAGUUAUCCCAAAUGAUGACCCAAAUGAUGAAUUUCUUACCUAUAGUAUAUCAUCUCUCAGUGCACUAUAUAUGGGUCUGUGUUGCCUUCAUCUCCUCUACAUGAUGGCAAAGGCUUUCUACAGGCAGACUUCCAACAAUGGCACUACACUACAAUUGGCGCUAAGUUGGCUAAGUGGUGUUUUUGGUGAUUUACUUUUUUUUUGUUCUUUCCUUUUGUGAAAAUGUUAGGUCCAUAAUAUUUAUAGUCAUCAUUCAUCUCGUCUUUCUUCUCUUCUCCUCUCCAGCUCUUCCUCCUACCCUCUGACCAGUCCAGCCUUUGUGACCAUUGCACUAUAAUGCUAAUGCUAAAUGCAUGUUGACGCCACUGCUGGGUAUUCCCAGCGGUGUGUAAAAACGGUUUUAGUGUUUCUAUAUUUUGUAUAUACGUAACGUAUGUUCGUAUGUAUAUCCAGAGUGGACUGUUUUGUCGCUCCCCUGAAUGUUUGCUGCUGAUAUACUACGUAACCUGGAUGACUGGCAUACAUGUGACUUUACCUCCUCGUCCGGCUGGUGAAGGGAUCGAACUGACAGCUAGCUACUUAGCGAUACACAAUGGUUGAUUUUUGUUUGUUUGUUUAAUUUUGACGGUUAGCUUUUGACAGGUUUAUAGAAGUCCGUUCUGUUUUAUUUUUCUGGCAUUUCGUGAAGGGUUAAUUAUGUGAGAAGACUACUCUGAGAUGUAGUUGUAAGGACGUCGACUCGGCAGAUCUCUCGCUACAUCCCAAUCAUGACAUUCCUAUGAUGUCGUCGUCGAUCCUGUUUUUGUUUAUGUUCAUUUUUUUUAUUAUUAUUAUUAUGGUUAAAUAGCAGCUGAAGACGUGUAACACUGGUCCUUGAAUCUAAAAUUAAUUACUCAUUCAUGUGAAUGUCAAACUUACCUUGUAUGUUGAUGUAAAUUUAAAUGUUUCAAAAAUUAGUUUUAAACCAUUAAGCAAGUGUUCUGCUAGAUGGCUUCAAUUUUGUUUUGACAAUAUUGUUUUUUCAUUUUACUGUGAAAAAUGUGGUACUUGCCUAGAGAAUAAAUAUUUAUGAAUAUAGUGUCUUUCAGAGGACUGCAUAAAGUAAAUUAUAUGGACCCGAAGAUGCAUAUUCUAUUAAAACUAAAUAAAAAAAAUGUUGUAACAAUA